AUGCAGAUUUUUGGAGAAGUGGAAUCUGGGAAACUGCCUCAGUUAAGAAUAUCUCAAAUUGAUCCGUUAGCAAUUAGAGACGCGGUUAUUAGACCAAUUUACGAUGAUUCAAGUGAUGAAGAUCAAUAUCAUCAGCCAUCGAAUCUCACUAAUAACCAGUUUGUUCCUCUUACUGUCUUCGAUAAGUUAGCAGAAGACGAGCAUGUAUCAAUACUAUACGCUUAUAGACCACCAAACCCAUCAAACAGAGUGCUAGAACAAGGUCUCCGGAAGGUUUUAACGGAGUAUCGAGAAUGGGCCGGAAGGUUCGGCACAGACGACGGUGGUCGGCGUGUGAUUCUGCUCAAUGAUGAAGGUAUGAGGUUCAUUGAAGCAUCAGCUGAUUGCACUCUCGAUGAGGCUAUGCCCUUCAAAAGAUCCACAUUAUCAAGCUUUAACCCAAGCUAUAUAGGUAUUGAAGCGUUGGCUCUAGUUCAGCUCACCAGAUUCACUUGUGGUUCAGUAGUUAUUAGUUUUUCAUCAAACCAUAUGGUUGCUGAUGGUUUGUUUGUGAGUCCUUUCAUGGUUGCUUGGGGCCAAGCUUGCCGCGGAGUUGAUAUCCAUCCAUGUCCUUCACAUGACCGAAACAUUUUUUCUCCUCGUGUUCCUUCUGGUGUCAAGUUUGAUCAUAUGACUACUGAGAUCAGAAAGAGAGAUAUCAUUCAACAAAUCCUUAAACCUCCAUUUUCAGGGGAUGAUGUGAUUCAACAUAAGGUUCAUUUCAAACCCGAGUUUAUAGCCAAGAUCAAGAGUCAAGCUUCUAGUUCACUGUCAGGUAUUGCGAAUGGCGAGCAAAGACCUUAUAGCACCUUCGUAAGCUUAGCUGCUCAUUUAUGGAUAACCAUUACAAAGGUUCGAGAACUUGCUGAAUUUCAGAAAACUGAGAUGCGGAUAACGGUGAACGGCCGAAGAAGGAUGAAGCCACGUGUACCUGACGAGUUCUUUGGUAAUUUAGUGCUCUGGGCUAACCCUGAAGCUCAAGCAAAGGAUAUCUCGGAUGAACCAUUGAGUGGCACUGCAAAGAUAAUACAUGAAGCAGUGGCUAAGGUGAAUGAUGAUUACUUCAAAUCUUAUAUCGACUUUGCUAAUUACGACAUACAGGAGCAGGAUUUGAUACCUCAAAAAAAGGUGUUUGUGCCGUCUUGGUGGCCAAAUUUGGAAGUUGAUUGUUGGCUUGGAUUCCCAUUUGGUGAGGUUGAUUUCGGGGUUGGCAAACCUUGUAUUUUCAUGCCUUUGUGUUAUGAUUGGGAGGGUGUUAUAUACUUGCUUCCUUUUUUUAGUGGUGAUGGAGGUGUAGAUGUCUGCAUAACUUUGUUUCAACAACAGUUGGAUCUCUUCGAAAAGUUAUGUUACUCCAUUGAUUAG
Papaver somniferum (opium poppy) is the source of this 1404-nucleotide messenger RNA. Its product is annotated as agmatine coumaroyltransferase-2-like. The coding region runs from base 1 to 1404 and encodes 467 amino acids. The transcript has 2 exons. NCBI's taxonomy places the organism in Eukaryota, Viridiplantae, Streptophyta, Magnoliopsida, Ranunculales, Papaveraceae. Gene Ontology annotation, molecular function: acyltransferase activity, transferring groups other than amino-acyl groups. The record is from RefSeq and is a predicted model, not a curated record.